This is a messenger RNA of Rotaria socialis, 954 nucleotides long. The record is from the annotation of a GenBank genome assembly. NCBI's taxonomy places the organism in Eukaryota, Metazoa, Rotifera, Eurotatoria, Philodinida, Philodinidae.
AUGUCUGUUCAAUCGAAAGACUCGUCCAAAGUAUCAAGCAUUGUCGAUUCAUAUAUGAUUAUAAAUAAAACCCCAUUGGAAUUUUUUAACACAUCUUUGCCCAAGCUUACCUAUGGUGCAAAUAGCUCAAAUUCAUCAACAAAAAGUGUAUCUUCUGCAUAUCCGGAAGUUGUACUUUGGGACAGAUUUGAAAAUGAAUUGAAAGAUUUUCAAAUACAAAACGAUGAUUUAACUUUACAAUACUUAAUCGAAUCACCAGAACUAAGACCAGAAAUAACAGAUGAAACAGAAGUCAAACAUGCUAUGAUUGAUAAUGUUUUUGAACCAUUAUCUCAAUAUCUUCGUAAAAAAGAAAUAAAUUCUUUGUUUAAAUCAUGUUCGUCAAGUGCACAUGGUGUUAUUGGACAACCAGAUUUCGCUUUCUUCAAUAACGACAUCGUAAAACUUGUCAUUGAAGUCAAAACAAUCUGGUCUUUGACAGAACCAGACAACUUAGCUGCUGCUUAUCGCAUUCUUGGUACAAAAGUUAGACUUCCAGUACAACAAAUAUUUGGAUACAUGCGAAUUAAUAACUUAAAAUAUGGUAUUUUAACGAAUUAUGAAAGUUUUUAUUUCAUGAAACGUGAAAAAACGUUAUUACAUAUUUCAACGGCAAUUAAAUCAACAGAUGUUGAUAUAUCUGUGUAUCGGGCAUUAUUUUAUGUCGUACAUCUAUCGAUUGAAGAUCAUUCACGCAGCCUAAAUACGUCAAUAAACGACGAUACAACGUACGAUUCGGAUCAUGAUGAAAUAGAAGAUGAUGAAAGUGAAGAAGAUGAUAAUAAUAACGAUGCAUAUUCACCAAAAAGAAAAAAGAAAAAAGAAAAGAUCCGAACAGUACCAAUCGUCAAAAUCAAAACAAAUAAAAUUAAUGAACGAAGCGAUAGGCUACGGUCAAAAUGGUUGCGUCUAUAA